Bombyx mandarina (wild silkworm) is the source of this 3689-nucleotide messenger RNA. RefSeq lists its product as uncharacterized. The record is from RefSeq and is a predicted model, not a curated record. Gene Ontology annotation, molecular function: nucleic acid binding. Lineage: Eukaryota; Metazoa; Arthropoda; Insecta; Lepidoptera; Bombycidae.
UGCACUUGUUAACCAAAUAAAUCAGAAAAACUGCCAAUAAAUUAUAUUAUGCCUUAAUUGAAUAAUAAUCACUGCUCUAACGCGGAAAAAGGAAACGCACUUUAUUUUUUUAAAGUGUUCAUCUAGUGUUAAAAUAAAAAUAAUUUCAACUGAUUACGUUCAUAUGUGGUCCAAAAUGAGUUUUUUUGAACAUAUCAGCGGUUCCGACGUUUCUCGUAGAGCUAGUGAUGCAUCUAAAGAUGAUUCGGACAGUGACAGCUCAGAGGCAUUCGAAAUAGAAUUCGAAGAAGUAAUUUAUUUUAUACCGGUCUGCGUUCUCUUGGACUAUUUGAGAACAAUAUUAUUAUUUUUGGAAAGUUCUAAAGUUAUUAUAACGUUCACGAAUAUUUCGCGUUUCGAUUUAUAUUUUUUGAGGAAUAUUGCGCAGGAUAACAGCAAUCUUAAUUGCCAGUAUUUUAGUGAAGACUGCAAAAAGAUCUGCAGGAAAAUUUCGCGUAUUUUGGAAAGUGAACGGGAAGUGUAUAGGUUGGACUGCGUCUUUAAAAUUAAAUAUGGUAAUAAAAAAUAGGAGUCGAAGGGGUGGCGGCUCUUCUCUCCGAGGGUGGAGCGACGCCCGGUGCAAGGGGGAGGCUGGACACCCCUGACCCAUAUCGACGGGGGACCGACACAUGCGCAAAUAAUAACAGAGCUACGAAAUACAGAACUAACAGCUGGCACCAUCGGAGCAUUGCCGUCACGCCACUACCGCGAAACGAUCUUGGACUUUAUGAACGACGAGACCCGACUAAUUUUAGAGUACCCUCGUUUGACGAGCGAACGAGUCAAUUACAUAUGCAAGUUACUGUCGUCGUGUAAUAUGGAUCGGACCGACGACCUCUGUGUGACCUUUCAGCGGGUAUUGGAGACUUGUGUCCAGGAUCACGACUACAACCUCACUGUUGCCACCAAUGAAGACGAAACAAGUUGCGCUGUUUUAGAGAAGAUACCCAGGGCUGGAAAACGAAAUGCUGAAGCCGAGGUCUCAGAUUCGUCGUCUAACAGUUGCGAAAUGGAUACCGGGAGUAGAGCUGAGGGAGAGCCGGGCACGUCCGGUACCCCCCAGACAGCGUCGGAGCUUUUAUUGCCUUUAAAACGAAUCGAUUUCAAACUCGGCUCGAACAGGUCGGACACUCACAGUAUCGGUGACAGUAAACCAGUCAAGCCGAAAUAUCGGCUGGGCAGGUGGCAGAUAAAAUUACUAAACGACAUGUCCGUCCCGGUAAAGUGCAAUAAGGCUUUGAAGAUGAUGGAAAAUAUGGGAUGGAAUGGUGGAGCCCUGGGAGCGAGAGGCAAUGGGAUAACAGAGCCGUUGGUACCUCAGCUCAGAAUGGCAUCAGGCACCGGCUUAGGGCAUACGCCGUCCACAUCUCGACCCGAACCCGCGACAAAGUCCGCCUUCAGACAGGACCAGCUAAACCUAAUCCUGCACCUCCUGAUUAACAAUUUGGACGAAACGAAAGCUCACUACAAGAGGCAGCUGAAGAAGAAGGAGAUGAGCUUCAUCGAUCACGCCCUGACAGCUGUCAAUAACAGGGUCAAGUUCAAUCUGUCGCAGCCAGAGGAGACGGGUCUGAUGUUGAAGAUCCUCGAUCAGUUGGUCGGUGUGCCCUGCGUGCGGUUUGUGGCUUUCGUCUCUAAAGACAGAAAGCAACUCAAAAUUAAAAAGAUCACUAAAACACAUUCCUACGACGAGAAAAUAAGUAAAUCUAUGAUAAAGGACAUCGCCGAUACCAUAAUAUCGGGCGAGCAAACCGACUCGCGCGUUACCAGCGAUGUUUACAAGAAGAUCUUGGAUAGACUGAUCCUGCCGUACGGUCCGAGUUUCUACCCGAAGAAAACGAUAAACGAGCUAUCAUUCAAAACUACCAUUUUGGUACAAAUAAUGCAGUUCGCGAGGAGUUCCGUUAUCGAGCGCUCUUUAAACUUCGAAUCGACUUUGACUCGGUCCGAGAGAGCGUUUGUGAGUCAAGCCGUGCUACAGUUGAACAAACGAAGCGGGUCCUUGAAGGAUUCCUUCCUGCGGCUCGUGUAUACCGUGACGCAGGAGUGCGUUGGGAAGCUGUAUUUAGAUGCCGCCUUUGCCGACAAUGACUACACCGUUGUCCUGCGCAAGAUAAACAGGACCUUAUUCAAUGCCAACGAGAAACGUCUUUGUGAACUCAAGAAGGAUAACAAGGCAAUAUACAGGAAUCACGCUAUUGCCUACGAUCCUAUAUUCGGAGAGCGUGACGAAUCUGACAGUGUCGAGGAGGACGCGGGAGACUCCGAGAACCCUGAUGCAGCGGAAGACGCUUCGUACGAAGCGAAUGCGUCCGCUUCCGUAGCCGUAGCUCCGAAUCCGGCAACACCGAGCCCGUCCCGCCCCAAAGGGAAAAAACGCAAAAACUACCAAAAAGUGUUGCUGUUGCCGAAAAAUCAUCCGGACGAGGUCCUCGAUAACGGUUUCCUGCUCAAAAUACAUUCGGUGCUUGCCUCGAGGCCUACGGAUUUGGACGAUCAAGGCCUGAAAUGCCACGGCAUUUAUAACGGCGGUUUGGUUCUGUGUUGCCACAGCGAAAACGGCUACUAUUGGCUCAGGGAGGCCUGUGACGCGAACGAUAUAUCGGUGUCGGACGUGAAACGCGUCUCUACUGAUAAUAAUAUAAAAAUGUCGUUGAAAAUACAUGUCGAUAAAAUGGUUAAUUUGGAUGUGGAUUGCGCGUGCGGUCUGCUAAGAUCCUUGACCGCGCACAAUAAGGGUUUGCGCUCCAAGCGAUGGUCCGUGGUCGGAAGACAGCAAUCCUACGAAUUUAACUUCGUCCUGUUGACAAUCGAGAUAGACGUGAAAUCGUUCAAUUACCUACUAAAUUCGGGAUUCGUUUUGAACGCUGGCAAUUAUACGUACGAAUUUAGUUAUCUGUGCGAUUGAAUGUUGUAGUAGAAAAAAAAAAUGAAAAAAAAAAAAUUGAAAAAAAAUAUAUAUUUAUGUAUAUAGUUUUUCGAACGUAUUAUUAAGAUUAAUGUAGUGGUUAUUGAAUGUUUAGAAUUAUCUGCCGUCUAUUAUAAAUUAGUAUGAAUAUUUGUAGGUCAUAAAAACAUGGAGAUAUGAUCGAUUGAUGUUGAUAAUUAAUAAUUAUUAAUGUUCUUAAUUUUGUAAGCUAUAAUAUUGGCACUACUGUUUUACUGAUACGAUCGUCAUGUUGGCACUACUUUAUUCUUGGCUACAAUAAAUUACUGGCAUGAUCUGGGUGAAAUAAAAAAAUAAAAUAGGAACGGUUGAAAAAUGAGUUGGAUUGUAACUUCAUAAUAAAAUAUCUCUUUUGUUUUUGUGAUCUAAGUCUUGUUUACAAGGGUCCUUCCUUCGAUACGAUAAUUUUGACAUAAUAAUAUGUCGACAUAACAAGUGUAGGUUUCGUCAUUUACACAUGACGACGUUAGAACCAUAUUCCAACAUUUGAUACCGUAAUGAUUCUAACGCGAUUAUUAUUUUUCGUCAAUUUAAAACGAGAAUUUAAAAAAUUAAAACAUCAAAUAACCGCUGUACACUUUUUGUUAUGGCUUGAUAUCGGCUACUCAAUCGGAACCGAUAUAUCGUGUCGGCUGAUAUAAAAACGCUUUUAAUCCUUCAAGAUUCAAUAAAAAACCUACCAAAUAGAAUAGUUUAGUUUCGA